GCAUUCGACACAUUCGCAUCACACUAUCAUUUCUUGCUUUAACACAAUGUCGGCCUCUUUACUCGUCAAGCAGGCUAUGCGCGUGCCAUUUGCUGCUGCUGCCGUCAGACCUGCUGCUUCAUCUUCCAUCAAGCUCUACUCAACCUCAACUUCAACAGCCUCAAACUCAACUUCCGUCACAGAGGCUGUUGAGCCAACCACCACCCUUCAAGCGGAGAUCAUCAGUGGUGCUCCUGAGGAGGUUCGUUUCCAUCCAUGCCGUAUCUACCAACAGGCAAAGGCUGCUACUCAGUCCGGAAUCGCUAACACUGGAUAUUGGCGACUUGACUUUGACACUGAGCUUGAAGCUGAACGUUUUGAAAACGAUUCUGAUUAUAUGCAUUCCCUUGCCAUGAAAUUCAGAACUAAGGAAGAUGCUAUUGCCUUUGCCGACAAGCAAGGUUGGGAUUAUACUGUUCAAGAGCCUAACAAGAGGGUUUUCAGGAAGAAAGUCUAUGCUGACAACUUCAAAUACUCACCAGGCAAACUUCGUUUUGUUAAGACCAAGUAAAAUAAACGGCGAAGAAGUAAAAAAAAAAAAAAAAAAAAAAAGAGAAUAAAUAAGCAUGACAACCAUCAACGACAAUCGAUGCCGCUCUCUAAAUUCUCUUACUGGCGAGAAUAGUAGAAGGAUGCGCUGACUAGGAAGAUGAAAAAUUUAUAGAACUAUCAUUUAAAUGAAUGAAAUACACAAAACUCCACUCUUAUUUAAAUAUAUCUUAGUUAUAACGGACGUAGUAU
Messenger RNA from Lobosporangium transversale, 780 nucleotides. Its product is annotated as ETC complex I subunit conserved region-domain-containing protein. NCBI's taxonomy places the organism in Eukaryota, Fungi, Mortierellomycota, Mortierellomycetes, Mortierellales, Mortierellaceae. Bases 47 to 550 code for a protein of 167 amino acids. The transcript is spliced from 4 exons. The record is from RefSeq and is a predicted model, not a curated record. Gene Ontology annotation, biological process: electron transport chain.